UCCUGCUCAGGGUACAAGUGCACAUAGCGGGCGGUUUGGUGAAGUGUGCAUAUCCAUGACCUUCCUGAUGUGAAGCACGUCUCGUGUUCUCGUGUUGUUCCUGCCUCCUGAAAUGUCGGAGGAGAGGAGAUGGCAAAGAAUUCAAGAUAAACGGCUUCUCCAAUUUUGCUUUGUGCCACUUUACUGGGAACAAUGGUGAAGUAUUUCAGCUGUGCAGGAUCUCUUAAAGGCACAUGGGACCAAGUUUCUCAAGCGUUCUGGCAAAGAUACCCAAAUCCAUACAGUAAUCAUGUGUUGACAGAAGACAUCAUCUUUCGGGAGGUGACUCCUGAUAAUCGCCUCAUUUCCCGACGACUCUUGACCAAAACCAGCCGAGCGCCACGCUGGGCAGAAAAGUUUUUGCCCAGCCACAUGGCACGCAAGGCUUACGUCAUCGAGGACUCUAUAGUGGAUCCCCAGAAAAGGACCAUGGUCACUUUCACGUGGAACAUCAGCCAUGCACGUCUCAUGUCUGUGGAGGAGCGCUGUGUGUACACAGGCAGCCUUGACAACAGCAGCCUAACAGAGGUCAAGAGAGAAGCGUGGAUCUCCUCCAACCUCUACGGCUUUUCCAGAGCUGUUCAGGAAUUUGGCCUUGCCCGAUUUAAGAACAGUAUAGUAAAAACCAUGAAGGGAUUUGAAUAUGUCUUGGCCAAAAUGCAAGGUGAAACUCCGACAAGGACGCUGGCAGAGACAGCAACAGAAAAGGCUCGAGAGACGGCACUCGCCGCUAAAGAGAAGGCUAAAGACCUGGCCUCUCAAGCACAGAAAAAACAAUAUGUAUGAUGUAGAGACUUGGAUGAGGGCACCAUCUUUCUAAGCCUGUGCCUGAUUUCGCCUAUUGCACCCAUAUCCUCACUUAUGCCCUUCAAUAUUUUAUCACUAAGGUAAAUUUGCCUCAGUUGUGGAUACAUAAUCCCUUCAUGGCCCGCGUAGUCAGUAAUUACAUACGGUAUGGCUAUGUUCAGACAGGCAGCAGAAAUCCCAUUUUUAGAGUAUACUGUAUGAGCAGGAAACAUAUGAAAUCUUUUCCAAAUGGUUUCGAGCCACACUUACUUGUACAGAUUUCGGGACAUGCAGCAUGGAUUGUGAAGGAACGUAGACUGUGUAUAUAUACAACAAUUAGGGAGAAGCUCGCAUAACUGUAGUGCCUGCAGUGAAUCCUGCAAUGAUAACAGCAUUCAGCACCAUCGUUAGAUUUGAGUUGUGUCGUCUGCGCUGAAAAUGUGACAGAACAUUGCCGAUAUAUGAACCAUGAUCCUUGAUGUCUGUUUGCAAGGAAUUCCUGUAUGUAAAUACUAUUUUUUUUUUUUUUUUUUUUUUAAAGUAUUAAGUAUUGUGUAAUAUUUAUUUUCAAGGGCAGAAAAAGAUUCAGAUGUUUUAGAUCAAAUGUUUUACCCAACUUUCUAACUGGUCUGGACAGACAAAACGUAUUUGAUUAGGCUUACUUAGGGACUGUGGGAACACAUUUGGUCUAAAAUUUUAAUUUUUAAGAAAUAAAUCAGUUUUGUCCUACUGUCUGAACAUAGCCUAUAUGUUUCUGUUACUAUCUUUGUUUCCCCUUAUUAUUUUACAGAGUAUUUUAAAAUCCUUUUGUUCACUCUAUUUUCUUUUUUGAUUUUGAUUGAACGGUGAUUUUUCCGUUUGGUAAUAACGAAGAAUAUGAUCUCGGAAUCCUGGUUCAGCUGUGCCCUUGGUGGUAAACAAAAAAAAACACCUCUUUCUGUUUUGCUGUAUACAAUUUCAUUGCUUCAAAUUGAAGUGAUAUGAGUGUUGAUGGGGUCCACAUUACAAAGCAGUCAUUGCCUGUGUGUGCUGCACAACUAAAAAAAAAAAAGUGGAAGAUAGGAUUGCAGUAGAUGGCAAUGUCUGCGUAUAUGCUUGAAUCUUAGUGUUUAAAAUUAUACUGACUGGAAAAUGAAUCUUGAAAUAUAAAGUAAAAACUGUUAAUGUUGAAUCUGCAAAGCUCUUAAUUCAGUAGCAUUUGCUUACUGUCAAUAAAAGUUUUCUAUCAAA
This is a messenger RNA of Pangasianodon hypophthalmus (striped catfish), 2055 nucleotides long. It is a transcript of the gene prelid1a, whose product is annotated as PRELI domain containing 1a. Gene Ontology annotation, molecular function: phosphatidic acid transfer activity. Gene Ontology annotation, cellular component: mitochondrial intermembrane space. NCBI's taxonomy places the organism in Eukaryota, Metazoa, Chordata, Actinopteri, Siluriformes, Pangasiidae. The transcript has 6 exons. The record is from RefSeq and is a predicted model, not a curated record. The coding region runs from base 193 to 825 and encodes 210 amino acids. Gene Ontology annotation, biological process: phospholipid transport.